AUGUAUACUACGGAUGUUCAGUACAGACAUCAAAGGGCAGCUACACAAGUGUCCAUUUUGGCACACUUUUUCGGCGUAAUCGCAAUCGUGCUCAUGCUCGUUUGGUUGUUGCAUUACCGUGGGGGUCUCGACCUCGACUCAGAUGAUCCCAAUCUUAUUUUCAAUGUUCACCCUUUUCUCAUGUUCUUCGGGUUUAUUUUCAUGGCAGGUCAAGCAAUGAUGGCAUAUAAGACAGUAAGAGCAGAAAGAAAAGUUCAGAAAUUUGUGCAUGCAUUUUUUCAUUCUGUAGCAUUAUGUCUGGGGAUUGUUGGAUUACAUGCUGCUUUCAAGUUUCAUGAGAGAAGCAAUAUUCCCAACUUGUAUAGCUUACAUUCAUGGAUUGGCAUUACCACAUUCUCCUUGUUUUGCUUGCAGUGGCUGUUUGGGAUUACUUUAUUUCUUUUUCCAAGUGGUUCUGAUUACACAAGAAGAAGAGCAGCUCCAUGGCACCGUCAGAGGGAAGCUCGUUUAAUCAACUUUCUUGGAUUGUCAAUUCUUAUAUUCGGUAUCGCUGUCGAUAUUUCUGUUGUUUUCACACGUUUUAUAUGA
Molecule: messenger RNA, 588 nt
Organism: Fraxinus pennsylvanica
Lineage: Eukaryota; Viridiplantae; Streptophyta; Magnoliopsida; Lamiales; Oleaceae
Source: the annotation of a GenBank genome assembly